AUGCGAUGCGCGAGCAAGGCCGCCGAGAGCGCGUCUGCACGUCUCUGUGCGGACGCCGAAGCAGAAACUACAGCAACUGAUAUCCCAUCGGUUGCUGAAUCGACUCAGCCUGUAUCACCUGGUGAUGCAGGCGCUGGUCAUGAAGACACUCGUGUCUUCACAGAGUACGAGCUCGGUGUCUCGUACUCUCCUGAUACGGAUGACGGAUCCGUAUCGACGGCAAUUGAAUCCAAGCCGCCUGCCAAGCGUGGCAUGGACGAUGCUUUGCGUCGCAGCAUCUUUGGUUCAUCUGAUGAGUCAGAUGAACCAUCGCCAGAGCGAAGGCGCUCGAGGUCGCGAGACUCGGGCGCUAAUAGUGGUGUCGUUUCUCCAAUGGACACCACUUCACAGCGAGGUGCCAGUACUUCUGUCGGCACGUCGCAGGAAGAGCGGGACCGCAAUGUGUUGCGUCUCGCUCCAGAAAAGAAGGCAUGGAUGCCUCCUAAAUCUGUCAUGGAUCACUUGUCGGCGACGACGAGUGAUCGUUAUCGAACACGAUUGUUCGAUUCGUCGAGGAUUCAUCACCUUGACCCCAGCGCGAAAGACUAUCGCGCUGAACAUGAGUUCUUCAUCGAUGCUUUCUUCAGACAUCGAUGGUACAGUGGGAAUCACAAACGUGAUGGUCCCUCACUACUUCAGGCGUGGAACGCCUACAUCCAUAAUCUCGAGGAUGUAGGUCGUGACGCUUGGAACGACAAACUUAUCAAAGCUCGUGAUAAGUUUGAAAAGCGAACCCCGACAGGUGCACGCUACAAGCUGCAUCGUCUGUCAAGGGAGAAAGGAUUACCCUGCCUCUCUUGGGGAGACUCGUGCCCAUGUUGUGUGAACAACUCUGCACGAGCACCUAAGGAGGCUUACCUCCUUACCAGCCCGUGGUGGCGCGUACGUGUCUCUACUGAGAUGUACGAAAGGGAUUGA
Peronospora matthiolae is the source of this 957-nucleotide messenger RNA. NCBI's taxonomy places the organism in Eukaryota, Oomycota, Peronosporomycetes, Peronosporales, Peronosporaceae. The record is from the annotation of a GenBank genome assembly.